This is a messenger RNA of Magallana angulata, 1837 nucleotides long. RefSeq lists its product as uncharacterized. Lineage: Eukaryota; Metazoa; Mollusca; Bivalvia; Ostreida; Ostreidae. The coding region runs from base 44 to 445 and encodes 133 amino acids. The transcript is spliced from 4 exons. The record is from RefSeq and is a predicted model, not a curated record.
GCUGUUUCAAGACCAUAAGCGAUCAAAUAUAUAAUUUAGCAGAAUGAGUCUCCAGAAUUAUGUUGUAGUCUUGCUGUUGUGUAUUUCAACUUUGCACGCAUCUUCAAAUUGCGAAAGGUUUUCUGAAUUUCAUUGCCGAGAAGAUUGCCAAUGGAGUAAGGAACUUAACCAAUGUCAUGACUGUCUGACUGGUUUUUAUGGAACCAAUUGUUCAAGACCAUGCAGGUAUCCAAAUUAUGGAACAAACUGUCAACAGGAUUGUUCACACUGUGAACGUCUUCAGUGCAAUGCAACAUUCGGCUGUUUGACAACUAGUACUGAUGCACCAUUUAAUCAGGGCUCCUUUGGCCUUGAUAUUGUCAUUAUUGGAUUUAUAGCGUCUGGGUUUUUUGUCAUAUUUGUUUCCAUAACCUGCAUAUUCCUUGGAAGAAGGUUAAAAAAGUAAUCGAGUGUUUAUCUUACAUAUUCUUUUUCAAAUAAGAGUUUGAUUGAAAUAAGUUGUAUCAAGAAGGUUAAAUAUAAUUGGGAAAACAUUCAUUGUGAAAACCAAAGUUAAAUUGUAAAAAGUAAUAAAAUUGUGAUAAAGUUGCUUGUUUACAAUUACUCCUUUAUAUGUAUACGUUUUAUCUAACAAGUGUAAUGCUAGUACACCUAUGUUUACUCUUUCCAUCCGUGUAAUUAUUAGGUUUUGCUAUUAUAGAAUUUACAAUAUACAUAUUAUUUUAAGAAGUUAAAUAUUGAAUAGACAAUCCAACUACAAACAAUAGAAUUAGAUAACAUUCUUAAAAAAGACACUUUUUAUGACUUUUCUAAAGAGUUUUAUGUCUUUAAUGGAUUUCCUUAAGAUGACAUCGGACCUUCUAAAACUGAAUCAAGAUGAGAAAGAAUCAAUAAUCUUCACAAGGCUGCAUCACAAGCGGCUGUUUAUCAUGUUUAUCAUAAGAACACUGUUACAUAAACAAUUUGUAGAUGCUUGGGUAUUUUGAAUAUUCUUUGAAAUCAACCAUUGCUACAUACACAAGUGAUAAAAUAUGACCUAAUUGCAUUUUUGAUACAUUGUUUUUUUUGUGUUUUUUUUAAAUUAGGGAUAUUUGUUGUAAUUCAAAGAAAAAGUAGUUCAAUCAGACAGAGUUAUGGAGGAACAAUGCGCGGAUCCAGAUUUUUUUUGGAAGAGGCUAAGGAUUACCCGUGCUGCCUGAGUUUGUUAUAUUGUGUGAAUUCAAGAAAUUUGAAUUUUGCAGUAGUGGAGGGUAGGGGGGUUCCGAACCCCUGCCUUCAGAUCCUAGACUGGUACAUGUAUACAAGUGAUUGUUACUGUAGUACAUAUAAGUUCUGAAAUGCGCUUGCGUUUGGUUUGCCCCACAAGUCCGCAAAAUUAGAAAAAAGUAAAACCUACUUGUCUAACAUGUAAAUCACCAACAGAAUAUGUCUAAAACAAAAGUUAUGAUGCAGUGUUAACCAGCACUUUCAUUGCAAUCUUUCUGUUCAAUACAAGAUUAUAUCUAUUUAAAAUACAAAAUGUAAUGUUGUUAAAUGUCCUGUUAGCUGAUCACAAUUUAUUUUACCUCUUAAAAUGUCUAGAUAAACAUUGAGGUAUCCUUUAUAUUUAUAACAGUUCGUAUUAACUACAGCAUUUUUUAAAAAUUCAGUCCAUCCAAAUAUUCUUCUUUUUUAAAGCUAAUAAGGGAAAGCUAUUUAGACUUCAAGCUGUGACUGGAGAAGAUGAAACUCCACUGCUGACUUCAGCAUCAGUGUUUGCCCAACGUAUAUUCAUAUGUACUGUGCGAUUAUAUUUCUAAAGUAAUUAGGUGACAUCGUUGACAUGGUAUGUUACUAU